Stereum hirsutum FP-91666 SS1 is the source of this 1390-nucleotide messenger RNA. Its product is annotated as glycoside hydrolase family 18 protein. Gene Ontology annotation, biological process: carbohydrate metabolic process. The record is from RefSeq and is a predicted model, not a curated record. Lineage: Eukaryota; Fungi; Basidiomycota; Agaricomycetes; Russulales; Stereaceae. The coding region runs from base 45 to 1160 and encodes 371 amino acids. Gene Ontology annotation, molecular function: hydrolase activity, hydrolyzing O-glycosyl compounds. The transcript is spliced from 8 exons.
ACGAUCCACUAACCACUGUCAUUUUCAGACAAUCAUCGUUCAACAUGGUUUCUACCUUCACUCGCUUGGCCGCUUUCCUUAGCGCCCUUUCCGUAGUUCACAACACGGUGUCGAUCCCCCUUGCCGGGUCUCCUUCGGAUUAUAGUAUCGCUUCUCGCACUGUCUCGCGCCGCGCCACCCCUGCUGCCCCUCACUUUGUUGUCUACCAAGAUGCAUGGGUCUCAGGCGAGACCGGCCCUCCCGCUACGUCUGACCUCACGGGUUAUAAUGUUUUUGCUAUGUCGUUCUUGCUGAGCAGCGGAGCCGCCGACCAGGCCACCGAGUGGGCUUCUCUUACGGCUGACCAGCGCACCACCAUCAAAACCAGUUACGCUGCGGCCGGAAUCAGCCUUGUCGUCUCCGCCUUUGGUGGUACUGAACAACCUACUACUGCCGGCACUGAUGCCACCACUGUUGCCAACACCAUGGGACAAUGGGUUUUGGACAACGACUUGGAUGGUAUUGAUGUCGAUUAUGAGGACUUGACCGCCUUCGAUGCCGGCACUGGCACCGCGGAGAACUGGCUCAUCACUUUCACCACUCAACUUCGUACUCUCCUUCCUCAAGGAUCGUACAUCGUCACCCAUGCCCCUCUUGCUCCCUGGUUCUCCCCCGGCACCAAAUGGGGCGGAGGGGGUUACCUCAAGGUCCAUCAGUCCGUCGGCGACAUCAUCGACUGGUACAACAUCCAGUUCUACAACCAGGGCGCAUCUGAGUACACUACCUGCGAUGGCCUCUUGACCGCUUCUUCGAGCACUUGGCCCGAGACCUCCGUCUUUGAGAUCAUCGCCAGCGGUGUCGACUCGGACAAAGUCGUUAUUGGCAAGCCUGCCACUGCCGCCGACGCUACCAACGGCUUCGUCGACACUGCCACCCUCGCCACCUGUGUCGCGACGGCCGCUGCUAAAGAUUGGAACGCUGGUGUCAUGGUCUGGCAAUACCCCAACGCCAACGCUGCCUGGAUCAGCGCCGUCCGCGGCACCGCCUUCGCCAUCCCCGCCGCCAGCAGCCCUACGCCCAUCUCUGCUUCUGCUGCUCCUUCCAGCACUGGCCCCGUUGACCCUCCCUUCGAAUUCCUCACUAACGCCGUGGCUGCCCUCCCUGCCGCCACUGUCGCUUAGAGGUCGCAAGAGCUCAAGGACAUGCAAUUUUCAUGAUCAUGACCUAUUUAUUCGCCUUUUCAUAACGCCACCGUCGUUUCUCUUGCGGCCUUCUUAUCCUGUUGUCUUAACAUUCCUUUUCAUGUCCUCCUAGUCGCUCGGGGACUGCUAUCUAGUAUAGCUUUCUGUCGUUUACUCAUGGUCGGUCAUGUCACACACACUACUCACGCACUCAACCAUCCAUCCAUCCA